AUGUGUGGGACUACCUUAAAUCUCUCAGCAUUUUUCAGUGCUGUAAGGGGCAAGUUUCAAUGCCCAGCUGAUGGAGGAUUCCCCCAUGAGACAGACUGCACCCACUUUUACAACUGUUGGGAAGGUGAAGCCACAGAAUGGACUUGCGAGGAUGGUCUCUGGUUUGAUUCCUGGAUGGAAGGCUGUGUUCAUCCAAUACGUUCAGAUUGCAAAGCUGAUGAGUAUAACAAUGCAAGGUGUAGAAUGGAACCCAAUGACUUUGACGAGGGACAGCAGAUAUUUGGUGACGUCUUUUUCAGACAGAAUCUACCUGGCGGAAACACUGACAUUUACGUUGAACUCUGGGGAUUUGAUAGAAAUAAUGAUGAGGUAUCACACAGAAUGCAGAUCCAUACAGAAGGGAGUAUAGAGGGCGGUUGUGCUGAUACUGGUGGCCAUUUCAUUCCUACGUCAAGCAAUCACGAUUCCCCUGUGUCUGAUGAUAGACACGUGGGAGAUCUUGGGAACAUAGAGGAGGACACAACAGGAAGUGUUGUCAUGGUAAUGGUAGAUGACAAGAUCAGUUUACUUCCUGCCAACCCUAACUACAUCAUUGGUCGCUCUAUAGUUGUCCAUGAAACAUAUGGCGAUUAUGGCAAGGGAAAUGGCACAAGACUUGCUUGUUGUGUUAUUGAAUCUGGUGACUUUGAGUUGUAA
Molecule: messenger RNA, 696 nt
Organism: Owenia fusiformis
Lineage: Eukaryota; Metazoa; Annelida; Polychaeta; Sabellida; Oweniidae
Source: the annotation of a GenBank genome assembly